UGCAGAUAGAAAGUCGCAAACAACAGGAAGGACUUCGGAGUGUAGUUCUGACAGUUCAUUCAUCUUUGCCCAUUAAGUAAAAAAACAACAGUUCACUCAUACAUUCGCGUUCAACACACUCCCUCAUCGUUACGUGUUGAGAAAAGAAGAGAUCCACGGAGAGUGGUCCUUUGGAACACAAAUAAGCUGACGAAAUGUGCGAGAUCGACAGGAACCUUGUACUGGUAGAUGAUAGUCGUUGAGAGGCAGUGGUGAAAAUUUUGCAAAAUGUUAUCCUUUACAGGAGUAUUCAUCGACGGAUAUCGAAGUGUUUCCUGGUCAUGGAAGGACUUAUUUUCUCGGUUCGGUACUGAAAAGAAGUAAUUUGCCGUCCAUUCUGUUGGUAUAAACAGAUAGUGCGUUUUGGAAAAAAGUGACUAGAAAACAAAAUCGUCUGAGAAAUUUUGAAGGGGUUUCGGGUUGCGGGGGUGUUUAAAUACUGCUUAAAAUCGACACGAGAAAAUUGUGAAAAUGUCUACAGUUAGUGAACAGAAUUGUGAUAGGCAGUUACAAGCCGAAAUCGAAGUACUGAAAAACGCGCUGGCUGAUAAACAUUCACAGCUUUUAGCCAUGGAAAACGUGUGCCUGCAGGAAAGCGAUCGGCAGGUCGAACUCGAGGAUAGCAUUAUCGCCUGGCAGGACAAGUACGAACGGCUGUACGAGUCCCACAAGCGCGUCCAGAAGGUUAAUCAAAAUUUAGAAGAUAAACUGCUGAAGCUGGUCGAUCGGAACUCCGGGGAACGAGCACAGCUAACCAGUGAUGUGGCCACGCUUAGCGUCCGGCUUGCACAGGCAAACUAUAACAUUCAGAGUCUGAAACGGGAAAUUGAGCGGUACAAGACAGACAUGAGCGUUGCUAUCCAGCUGUUGCAGUGCAAACCGGAUAGUUUCGUUUCACCAAAGCUUUCCUCGCUUCCAAUUGAAAUCCAGUCGAAGGUCGCCACGUACAUGCGUCUCGAUACUAACUCGCAUUCCGACUCGGAAGGCAGUACAAGUGGAGUUGGGGUGGCAACUGCCAACUCAUACCACGUGCUACCGGCUUCCGACAGUCCCCCGCCAAUGUGUCCCUUCCCACCAACUGCCAUGGUUUAUUCGAUGCGAGGACUAGACGCGAACCAGCCUUUGUCGCAGGACACUGGUGGGCUCGGAGCAGGAGGUGGAGGAGGAGGUGGAGCAAUGGUUGGAAAGAAUCAGCCCCAGCAGGACGCGUUGUCGCUAGCCAACAUGAACAGCGUCGACAGUCUGCUUGGCGGCUCCGGCAAGGGCAUUCGUGGCGACCGCAAUGCCUUAUCCCCAUCGAUGAUGGCAAAGUUCCUCGAAGACGAGCUGAAAUCCAGUGAGGCACUGCUCAACUCUCCAGCUAAACAUUGUGAAACUUGCGUUUGCACCAGCAGAAGUAGCACCUCGCUGACAAGUGGAGCACUGAUUUUAGCUGACCUACUAGAAGACGGACAGAAGCAGUACAGCGUCGGAACUCAAACGGUCAUUAAGGGAGAGACCAACAAUUCAUUGUGUUUAAGAUGUAACAAUAACCUGAACUCGCCGUCCCACAACAACAGUCCGUACAUUAUGAAGUUGAUCAAAUCCAGUGACAGUGUUAUAUCGGAAACCAAGAGUAGUGUGUCGGAUUUUCUUACAACGCCGGAUAAAACUUCACCAAACAACGGUAGUAAUGGUGGGCAAAUUCCCCUGCAACCCACCAAAAAAGACGAUUUGAUGGUGAAUCCGAUUCUUGGCCAUCAUCGCAUCAGUGACAGAUCAAAUGGAAAUUAUAACAGCACUUCACCGAGCUCGGAGCAACCAGUACCAUCGACAACAGUUCUUUUGGGUUUGACAAAAAGCAACACCAUGCCAACUUCAGGUGCUGGGAAACAACUCCCAGGAGGUGUGGGUAAGAAACCUUUUGAUGUUGCUAAGAAUAAAAUACAAAACUCCGCGGCGAACUCAUUAGUCGGCAACAAAUACAGUAAUGAUUCGCCUUCGUACAUUAUCAAGGAUAUGGAUCAGAUGAGUGGCAGUCUGCAAACUCCCAAAUCGGGUGUUGAUGGUGGGGGAGGCUUGGAACAUAUCGGUGGAGCGAAUAAAACGACAAGCAGUGGAAGGGGUAGUAAUAUGUACCAUGCCGUCGGUAGUACUAAUAGCUUAUGGAGUAGAACUAGCAGCAGAGAUCCGGAGCGAGAUGGUGCGAGGAUUUUCGAAAACUUCAAUCGGAAUCUCAUCAAAACAAUUAAGGCCGAGAAUCCCAAAAUGUCUGGACCCAGAAUCUGUGCAUUGAGGAUUCAGAAUGGCUCGAGUAACAUCUUGCUCGAUAGUUUACAAGAUGACGAUGCUACUGGGAGUGCAGAACAUCUGUUGGAUAGUAAACUGACAGCUCCAAUAAUCUACACUCGGAGGGCCAAAUUCCUUGAUGAAGAACUUUUACUGGACGAUGAUCCAUCGAUCGGUCUGAAUGGUGCAAUCAAAACGACAAGCCUUCCGACUGCAAACUCUAACACUCUACCAAACGUGGGAACUAUAGGAGAGGGUAAACCUGAUGGAUCAAUUGCUCCUGGAGUAAUGAGUGAUGGAGUUGGAACAGAAGAGAAAAAUAAUAGUGAAAAGGUGGCAUGUAACGAUAGUACUGCUAAAGAUGUUUGUCACAUGAGCACGACAACUUCUCCUCACUCAUCUGACCGUCUCUGCACAAUAGGCGAGGAAGUAAAUAAUUUACUGCUGAACACAAAAAUGACUUCCAAUGUAGUUUCUAACAAACCAAGGUUAGAUAUCAAUGUGAAUAAAUUGGAUGGAAUAGACAUCACUUCGAAAAAAUCCUGCACUCACUCAAGUUCGAUUUCAAGUGAAAUAGACAUCCAGGAAAGUGCAAUACUCAGACGGCAGCAGCUGUCGCGUGUAGCAGAAUGGGUACAGAACAAUUCUAAGCUAGGCCAUCCGGAGAACCUCAGUAAUACGGAAUCUGAUAGCGAAAACCUUGCACUCGCAUCAAGCGCUUCGCUUAUCAUAGCUGAUAGUAUAAACAAUAAUGGACCCAGCAAAGGAAUACAAAUCGUUGAUACAAAAGGCAUUUGUAGUAACGACUCAAAACUAGUAGCUACUAAAAUUAGUCAUAGUACCAACAGCAUCAAUAUGGUACAAUCUGCACCCAGCGAAACCAUUGUUAGCCAAACAAAUUCCUACAAUAAUAACUUUAUCCACAACAACAGCAGCAACAUCACUACCGCUAGCAUCAACAACACAUUUGCUCAAACCAACAGUAUUAAUACAACUGCAGUUGGAAAUAUCAGAGGUCGCAGCAUCGCUACCAUUAAGUCAGCUGUUGCUAAUAACGUGUAUUUGGAUUACAACAGUAAUAGCCAUAUGCUAGAUAGUAAACUUUCGCUACUCGAUUGUUCCAGGCAUCAACCACAGCAGCAUGAAGCGACAUUCCAGCAGAAUCGAGACGGAUGUCAAGACGAUAGCAGUAGCGUAGAUUUAGCUCAAAUGGAAUACAACGUAAAACAGUUUUUGUUGAAGCAGAAUGAGUGGUCAUCCAUCACGCGGAGAAUACCGUCUCCUACCGCUUCCGGUACAACCGAUCAUCAACAGCAGUCGCAAGCGUCGAUCGUAGAGGAACCGACGAAAAGAAUAAACGCUUCAGGACUACAGACGAGAAAUCAGCUAGCUAGCAGCAAUGGCUGGAGCUCCGAGGGAGCGAUGAAGGGAAAUUUUCCCGGUACUGCCGUGGCACAAACAACUCAGUUCCAUUUAAAUAAAUACACGAUUAACCCGCACAGGACCGAAACAAACUUGUAAACCGACGGUUGAUAAGGCUAGAAUAAGUAGAUAAAUGGUAUUCACGAGAAGGCAAUUGCCGAUGCUGAAUUCAACAGCUUUCGAAAAAUAUGGUAUGUUGCCGUUUUCUUGACUCUUUAGCUGCCUUCUUACUUCAUGUCCAUAAGUACAACCUGAAGUAUAGUACUAAAAUUUCGAUGCAUUUGACGUAAUUUGUAUAGAUUUUUUCGUCCUGAAUUUUUCUCUGAAUUGUUCGUAGUUUUUUAUUUCCAAGCAAUGCACACUGGGAGAAAAAGAACCCAAAUUCCCACUAAUUAGAAGCCGCUGGGCUGGCAACCCGAAAUAUAGCAUUUCUUAUGUAAAAUUUGUCGAAAAAUCAAUUGGUGAUAUUUUCCAUCUGUGCAGGGCACGGGAAAGGGUCUAUAUUUCCAAAAAUACACAAAAAUAGGGUGGAAAGAUGCAAAAUCGACCAUUUCCCGUGCCCCGCCCAAAAUGAAACCAUCGCCAAUCGAUUUGUUGACCAAUUUUACAUAGGAAAUGCUAUAUUUUAGGUUGCCAGCUCAGCGGCUUCUAAUUAGUGGGAAUUAGGGCUCAUUUUUUCCCAGUGUGCAAUGUGCUGCCUUAUAAAAUCAGGGAUGCAUUUUGAUAAUUCUGUUUUCUGUUUGUCUGGCCACUAGUCACCAAAUUCUAUUAUGGUUAUGAGUAUUGUAAUUCGUGAUUUUCCGGUUUAAAGUCUGACGAUUACAGGGAAUGUUACUAGCUGUUACCAAAUUAAUGCUACGCGAAGCUGUUACCAAAUAAUGAAAACAUUUUAUUAUAAGAGUUUUUUUCUAACAUGCAGAUCGAAAAUUAAGAAUUUAAAACCACCCAACGAAAUUAAUUAAAUUGCAAUUUAUACAAUUUUCGACGAACUCUUUUUAGAUUUGAAAAACGUUAAAAUGCAUCAACAGGCUUACCAGGAUAAAAUAAUUUUAUUGAAUAUGCUUAUUCCAUUUUAACCUUGGUUUAGAAAAUGUUGCACCCAAAAUUGGCAGUUCCCUUUACGUGAAACCGAGAAAACAGAUUGCAAAAGGAAAUUAUUAGGUUCCAUCAAUCAAACGUACGCACUCGCCUGAUAUCUGAAUUUUGUUACGCACUGAAAACCACGCUGGAAACGUUUCCUUACUAAUAUACAUAAGUACCCUUAUUUGAACUGUGUUAUUGAAAAGCCAAAUAAAAAGAGCUCCAUUUUACAAAUGAAAAGCAAAAGCCUCUAGCUAGUCAAUGUUAAUGUGAAAUUAAAUUUGAUCUGAUAUCGUUUUUCGGUAUAUGUGAAUAAAGCAGAAUGCAGGACUGGGUCAAGCACUAAUUAUCAUACGCGUGCGACGUGCCGGAAGAUAGAUUAUCUUUAGCAAAAAAAUAUUGCUGUUCAGUUUUAUCAUCCUUCAGAUGUGUAUGUCAAGAAGUGUCAUCCCUUGGAACAUUACCUGCGCUAGACUGGUCGCCCUCGCAAUGAGAAGUGGAGUGAAAAAGCGCCAGGGUAUCAGAAGUAAAUCUCAGUGAAGGCCUUUUGAAGAAAAAGUACGCAAAUUGGAUGUGAAACAUUUAGUCCAAAAAGCAUUCAAGCAACUGAUAAAGUGUACCAAAUGUAAUAUCCAAAUAUGUACCCAAAAGAAUCAAUCUAUUUAAUGGAAUACAUCAUAGUAUCUAAGAGCUGCAAAUAUUUAAAUAUUAUCAAAGCGCCUUUCGACGCCCAGCCAGCGUAGACUGUAGUGUGAUGAGUCGUAGUAGGAUUAGACUUUGGUUUUGUUUCGCUGCGAAUCUAAUUAAAUAGAGAAAGCUAAACAAACAUCGCCUCUGCGGUGAAGCUUCUGAAAUAGAACGAUUAGCACUAACAGAUCGUUAAUCGAAAAAUGUUCAGUGAAAUAAGUGAUGAGCUUCGCAGCGGGAUAAGAAAAAAAAACAGCAUUUAUGAGACUUGAGUUGCCAAACACAGUGGGUUAAAGGCAAAGAAAACUACCCUCAGUUUGUUGCUAACUGUAUCGGAACUUGAGUAAACUACUUUCAAAAUUAUGCAACUCUCUACUGUAUGAAAAGGAGAAACCUAUCUACGUGAAAUAUGAUUAGUCUUAAUACAACCAACUAUACAAUCCUAUACUCUUCGGCUAUCGCUAGUUGACCUAUUGAUAAGUGAAGCUUAUUUUGGAUGGAACAAUUUUUAUUUACAAUCGCAGAAGGACUAGACAGAGGUAGGCAUAUUGAUAGCGUAAAUUGUCACACGACACGUAUUACGGAGACAGACUUUUUUUUCAUUUACUUGACUUCCACUCAAAUAUACAAUAAAUCGAAAUAUUUCAAUCGCGGCAGUUCGAGAAAAUGAUACCCAUCAUCACACUUCAAUUGCAAGAAACAAAACUUAUUCAUUUAAAAAAUGUCUGUCUCAAUUGUACGCAGUCUUUGGACCACCUUUUUAUCUACUUGCCAAUUUGGUUUUGAUCGCUUUCGAGCUUGUAAUGCGUUCGUCUAUUUAUAAGAAUGCUAGUGCUGUAGAGUAUCAAAGUAAAAUCGCGUUAGCUAAUCUAAGACUAUACUUGUUUGAUAGGCUUGUGUUGUAAACAAUCGUUGCUUUUAAUUAUUACCUAUCAGCUGAAACUCAAAAUCACACAUUUACACACAUAACUGUAUACUACUCUCAUCUCGACACGUCAGCGCUACGCUUCAGUGUAACAUUACAAUCGUUGUAAUAUUUGUAAUACAGACAUGCAAAACCAAA
Molecule: messenger RNA, 6559 nt
Organism: Wyeomyia smithii (pitcher-plant mosquito)
Lineage: Eukaryota; Metazoa; Arthropoda; Insecta; Diptera; Culicidae
Product: tight junction-associated protein 1
Exons: 6
Coding region: 511-3828 (1105 amino acids)
Source: RefSeq, a predicted model, not a curated record